AUGGCUUCGCAAAACGCAAACCGCCCCGAAGUGGGCGACAUCCUGAUUGUCAUCCACGACUUCCAAGCUCGCAGUUCCGAUGAGUUGACAAUGUCAAAGGGCGACCGCAUCGAGCUUCUUGAACGCGACGACGAGUUUGGUGAUGGCUGGUUCUUGGGCAGGCACACUGGCAAUGGCAACACCGGCCUGUUCCCAGAAGUAUAUACACGCCCGGCUCCCAAAAACACGACGACGCUUCCCCAGUACACGACGCCAAAGCCAACCUACAAGCCUGCGAACGAACUUGCCACGGAUUCCACUACGGGCCAGGCCGAGAACAGCCAGAAUGCCGCCGCCGCCACGCCCGCGACGCUUCCUCUGAACACCCCUUCGAGCCAGCCGGCAGGCAUUGGCAGCCCCAGCUUCGGUGCGACUCGGCCGACCGCCAGCCAAGACAGCCAGGUCCUGAGCGACACGAUCAACGUUAUUAACGAGCACAUCACGGACCUGAAUACGGCUCCGGGCAGCGCUUCCCUGCGCAAUGGUAACGACUCCGGCAGCGAGUACAGCGCUACUUUCGACAACCGGGUUUCCUACAUCCAGGGAGAGGAAACGGACGAGGAGGAGGGCGAACCGACGUACACGCGCCAGGAGGUCGAGGCAUGGACUCCCGACCAGGUCGCCGAGUAUCUCUUCACUGUAGGCGUGGAGAAGCACCACUGCGAGGUUUUCCGGGAUCAGGAGAUCACGGGCGAAGUCCUGCUGGGGAUGGACCAGACUUCGCUCUUUAUUAAGGCUCUGGAUCUGGGGUCUGUGGGCCGCAGGCUGAAGACUUGGCAGAAGAUCAAGCAGCUCCAGGAUGAGGUCAAUGGCGUCGGCGGUGGCUCGAAUAGAACGACUGGGAGGUAUGGUAGCGAAGCAGGGUCUGAGGCAGGGAGGAACCGCAGUAGGACCAAUACGGUUACAGGCUCGAGCCAACAGCAGCGCUACCCCUCCGGAAGAAGCGAGCAGCCUCUCGCCAUCCACACCAAGCGCCUGUCGCAACCGAAACUGGACUCUUACGAGCCCGUCUCACCCGUCUCGCCGCUGGUCGAGAGCGCACCCCGUACGUACCACGACAAACGCCCCUCGGCUGCAUCUGUCCGAGAUUUGCACCACUCCCGUCGCCACUCUUCGACUGACUUCCGCUAUCCAGGAACCACAGCUGGUACGCAGUCCGCGGCCCCCAAAGGCCCUGCUGGUGCUUCGGCGGCCAUGCGGCACGACGGCUCGCACAAGAAGCAGCCCUCUUUCGACCGGAACUGGACCCUGGGCAGUGCCGGCCAUCGCCCGCCCUCUUCGGGUGGUCUUGACGACGAGCUGGACGAUCCCCCGGCGGGCAGGCUUCAAGACUCGGCGGUUGAGCUGGAUCGCGGCUAUUUCUCGGGUCCCGACACCGACUCCCGGCACCGCGGGUUGGCCAAGAAGCGUGACAGCGCUCAGUCUCCCAAGACCAGUUAUGCGGAAGAGCAGCGGGUGCGCAGCGGCACGGCGCUAUCGAGGCACUCGAGGCUCGGUAGUGUCGAGUCGCUUUCUCCGGCCGCCCAGAAGUAUUACGGCGUGACCAACAAGCGCACCUCGUCCAAUACCACGCAGGAAUCGCUGCGCCAUCUGUCGACAGGAGCCAAGGAGACGACGACACCGACGGUCACCCGGCUCGAUAGUACCGCCUCGGACCAGUCGCGUUCGUCCCCCAAGUCGGCUAUCAAGAGGCUCAGCCAGGUCAAUCACCCCGAUUUCAAUGUCGGCAUGAUGCUGCGCAGCGGCUUCAGCGGGCUCCGGGCUGCUUCGGAUGCGGUCACGGGCAGCGAGAAGGCCAAGCUCGAGUCACCGGCUAAGGAUUCACCCAUGUACUCGCCGGCUAGGACCGGUUCGAGCACGCCUUCGGCCGGACCGAGCUUCGAGUUUGAAUCUCCCGACACGACUACCCCCAGUGCCGGCAAAAGCCCGAGCGUCAUGACUGGCGGGUCGGCGGCGACCACGACGGGCGCGACUAGCCGCGGCGGGCGCAAGAAGACCAAGCAGGAGACGAGUGCCUACACGCGCGGCCUACAGCGCAUCAGCCCGCGCGAGGCGAUCAAGGAUGCUGAUUUUAGCGGCUGGAUGAAGAAGCGCAGCGCCAAUCUCAUGGCGACGUGGAAGCCGCGGCUGUUUGUACUCAAGGGCCGGCGCCUGGCAUAUUACUACUCGGAGGACGACGAGAUGGAGCGCGGGCUGAUUGACAUCUCAUUCCAUCGCGUGCUGCCUGCAGAUAAUGAGCGUUUGACUGGGUUGCAUGCUACGCUUACCGGUGCGGCGAGCUCAUCUGUCGCGCCGCCGGGUAGCGAGCAUCUCCAGACGAGUGCUGAGACCGAGGCUGCGCAGAGUUCUCGGCCGGGCGAGGAUGAUGGCGAUGAUCAGGUGUUCAUCUUCAAGCUUGUUCCGCCGCGCGCUGGCCUGUCGCGCGCGGUGAACUUUACUAAGCCAACUGUGCACUACUUUGCUGUGCCGAACGUCAAGCAAGGCAGGCUGUGGAUGGCCGCGCUGAUGAAGGCAACCAUUGAUCGUGAUGAUACUCAACCCGUCACAUCGACGUACCAGCAAAAGACGAUUUCGCUGGCCAAGGCUCGGCAGAUGAGGCAUCGCCCGCCGGCGUUGAUGGGGCUUGAUGAGGGGGACAAGAAGGGGGAGGAUAAUAAGAAAGGGGAGGGAAAGAACGGGCUGGGGAUUCAUUAUAGUGAGGAUGGGGGUAAUGAGAGCGGGUUGGGUAUGCCGCGGGCACCGCAGAGUGCUCUGCCGGGGACAGGAUCCGGAGCGAGUGGUAGGGGUUUCGGGGGGCUGGGUGAGAAGGAGUCGUCGUUGCUGCCGCAGAGUGCUUAG
Molecule: messenger RNA, 2877 nt
Organism: Thermochaetoides thermophila DSM 1495
Lineage: Eukaryota; Fungi; Ascomycota; Sordariomycetes; Sordariales; Chaetomiaceae
Exons: 3
Coding region: 1-2877 (958 amino acids)
Biological process (GO): actin cytoskeleton organization
Cellular component (GO): plasma membrane
Molecular function (GO): protein binding
Source: RefSeq, a predicted model, not a curated record